Messenger RNA from Podospora pseudocomata, 617 nucleotides. RefSeq lists its product as uncharacterized. The record is from RefSeq and is a predicted model, not a curated record. Lineage: Eukaryota; Fungi; Ascomycota; Sordariomycetes; Sordariales; Podosporaceae. Bases 147 to 617 code for a protein of 156 amino acids. The transcript has 2 exons.
CGAGCUUUGCUCCAUUGUAUGGUACUUGUGCUUACCUUAGUGCUUCGGCCACGUCAAGAUAAGAAUACCAAUGUCUCUCUCCGUUGUUAUUGAUCUCGCACUCUCCAAAGACAAACCUCCAAAGUUGACUGUAUCAGAUCACCACCAUGAGAUAUCUUGCCAUUACUGCUAAUCUCGUAUUUGCCCGCAUUGCGUCGGCCCAAGACGAUGCUACCACCACCAACAGCGCAGGGACUGGCGUUACCACUGUAUACUCAGUACCCCCAGGGCCUGUCACGCCGAUUCCCACGACAGGCUGUCCAACUGUCACUGUGACCGGCGAGCUUUGCGCAACUUGCCCAAUCCUCGCCUGCAUUAUGGUCUCUACCCUCACUCAGUCUUGUGACUGUCCCAAGAGCAUCCCGACCGUCACUGCCAACUUCCCUUGUGAAGACAACUGCAAAGGACUCCACUGCACGACAUCGUACAACAUCGUCACUCCUUCAACGUGCGCCACUAUCAAUCCACCCGUUCCCAUUUCCUCGGGAAAUGCUACAACCACCACGUCGAUCAGCACCUCGGUCGUCCCAGGGGCUGCUGGGAGGGUCAGGGCUCCAGGUAUCUUCGCUUGGCUGUGA